AUGGCGCCCUCGUCUCCAUCUGCGCCUGCGCGCCCGGGAUCGUCCGAGGACGGCGACGCUGGCCUGGCGCGCGGCUACAGCAAGCGCGGCGAUGGCUUCUCGGUGCAGGAGACGGAGGGUCUGCUGCAGCAGGUGCGCGAGCGCUGGCAGGAGGGCUGGGACGUGAUCGCCGAGCUGCACAACGCGCAGUUCCCGGGCCACAAGCGCACCGCCAGCUCGCUCAAGCGCAAGUUCGCCAAGCUCUACCGCACCAAGAUCGACGCCAACACCAAGGAGAAGCACGCGCGCGCCGCUGCGUUGGCCAAGAAGGUGCGCGAGGAGAUGCGCGGCCAGCGGCGCGCCGGGCUCGUGAGCGCGCGCGCCCUCAGCGAGGACCUCGUAGCGGAGACCGACGUGCAGGAGGUGCACGAGGACCUGACCGAGGUCGAGAUGAUCACGUCCCAGCCGGGCGCUCAGAGCCACGCGCUGCCCGAGCCGGCGGUGACAGCCAGUGAGCACGAGCUGCGGCAGACGCUGACGCAGAGCGUCGCCAUGGCGCAGGAGACGCCUAUGAGGGAGGAUGCGUGGCAGUCGGCGAUCAACCGCCUGCCCGUUUCCGGCGACCGGCUGCGCACGUUGCGCGCGCAGAUCGAGAACGGCGAGACGACGGCCAGUCAGGACAUGAUGCAGACGGUCUUGCUGGUACUGCUGGAGUCCCAGCACCAGCACAACCUGGAGAGGGAGCAGGAGCGCGAGGAGCGGCGACAGGAGAAGCUCCGCUGCCAGGAAGAGAUGCGCGAGCAGCGCCGCCGGUGUGAACAAGAUCGCGCUGAGGACCGACGCAGGAACGAGCAGUUCAUGCAGGUGAUGACCACGCUCGUGGCGCAGAUCGCUGCGGGACAACAGCACCGGACCGGGUUGAACUGA
Molecule: messenger RNA, 906 nt
Organism: Phytophthora sojae
Lineage: Eukaryota; Oomycota; Peronosporomycetes; Peronosporales; Peronosporaceae
Exons: 1
Coding region: 1-906 (301 amino acids)
Source: RefSeq, a predicted model, not a curated record